AUGAGCGCAAGCCGCCUCCAGCGUCGCGCGUGCGCCCCGGAACCCCGCGGUCGGGGUCGUUCUGCCGUUCCUAAACGCACAAACUCGAGCAUAGCAUUCUCCUGUACCUCCCUCGACGUGGCAUUACACGCGUGCGGAUCGCUAUCCAUCACCCCCUCAUCCCCGUCCUCCUCGUCCUCCUCUCCCUCGCCUCCGACGAGUCCAGAUGAAGAGCCCGACGCGCUCGACUUGCCCCCCGACGCGCCGACGGACGGUGACGAUGACCAGCCCGAGAUCGAGUCCACUGCGUCUGUAAUCACGCGGGACCACACCACGCCAUAUCCGAUCUAUCCGACGCACAAGCAGAAAGACCCCCGCCUCGCCCGGGUAGCUGAGCCCUCUGCAUGUACGCCCCGCCCACGGCCGCAGAAAGGGCGGAGUACGCUGGGCCGGUCGCCGCUCAGUACGACCAUCACAUUGCCUGCCGAUGUCUUGCCAUAG
This is a messenger RNA of Cutaneotrichosporon cavernicola, 480 nucleotides long. RefSeq lists its product as uncharacterized. The transcript is spliced from 2 exons. The record is from RefSeq and is a predicted model, not a curated record. Bases 1 to 480 code for a protein of 159 amino acids. NCBI's taxonomy places the organism in Eukaryota, Fungi, Basidiomycota, Tremellomycetes, Trichosporonales, Trichosporonaceae.